Molecule: messenger RNA, 2852 nt
Organism: Acipenser ruthenus (sterlet)
Lineage: Eukaryota; Metazoa; Chordata; Actinopteri; Acipenseriformes; Acipenseridae
Product: frizzled-2-like
Exons: 1
Coding region: 362-2035 (557 amino acids)
Biological process (GO): canonical Wnt signaling pathway; non-canonical Wnt signaling pathway
Cellular component (GO): plasma membrane
Molecular function (GO): Wnt receptor activity; Wnt-protein binding
Source: RefSeq, a predicted model, not a curated record
UGGAUUGGCUGGGAAAAAUUUUUGCGAAGGGGCUUUGGGGAGGGAAGUCUGUUUUAAGACACCCCGUUCCCUCAGCUCGAUGGGACUGCAGCGGCGCUGGGGAGCUUGAAACGGUCUAAUUUGGAUGGUGUGAGUUGCACAAAGGAAAAAGUCAUGCAAUCUCUUGAAGGAAAGCAAUCGGACUACAAGGAGUGCGUUAACAGCUGCCAUCGAUCUGACUUUUUUUGUCACUGUAAGAAAACUAUACAACUGUUGCCACAUGUGCUUGGAUUAAAACGGUGCGUUUUACCUUAUUUUUUAUCGAUUCUAUAGAACAUAUGUAUUAAAAUAAAAUAAUUUUUAAAAAAAAAGUUUAGGAGAAAUGACUUUGCAAAGAAGUCUGUUGGGAUUUGCUUGUGUGACGCUGCUCCGGCACUUGAUUCCUGUCUCCGCGAAGUUCGGGGACCGGGGGAUGUCGGUCCCGGAUCACGGUUUUUGCCAGCCAAUUUCGAUACCGUUAUGCACGGAUAUCGCUUAUAAUCAGACCAUCAUGCCGAACCUGGUCGGACACACCAACCAGGAGGACGCUGGCUUGGAAGUGCACCAGUUUUACCCGCUCGUCAAAGUGCAGUGCUCGCCCGAGCUCAAGUUUUUCCUCUGUUCCAUGUACGCCCCGGUUUGCACGGUGCUGGAGCAGGCGAUCCCCCCGUGCAGGUCGAUCUGCGAGCGGGCCAAGCAAGGAUGCGAGGCCCUGAUGAACAAAUUCGGCUUCCAGUGGCCUGAAAGACUGCGGUGCGAGAAUUUCCCCGUUCACGGAGCGGAGCAGAUCUGCGUGGGGCAGAAUCAAUCUGAGGGCAGCGGGCCCAGUACCCCUCCAGCCCCGCCCAAUCGCAACCCCGCAAUGAUCACCGCCGGGUCACCGAUAAACAAAUUCGCCACUCCGGAUCACCCUUUUCAUUGCCCCACUGUGUUACAGGUACCCCCCUACUUGAACUACAAGUUUAUGGGGGAGAAGGACUGUGCGGCGCCCUGUGAGCCAUCCAGAAGCAACGGCUACAUGUUUUUCAGCCAGGAAGAAAUCAACUUCGCCCGCAUUUGGAUUCUCAUCUGGUCCUCCCUGUGUUGCGCGUCCACUUUAUUCACCGUAACCACUUACCUGGUCGACAUGCAGAGGUUCCGAUACCCAGAGAGGCCAAUUAUCUUCCUGUCGGGCUGCUACACCAUGGUCUCUAUCGCAUACAUCGCCGGGUUCAUCCUGGAUGACAAGGUUGUGUGCAAUGAGCGCUUUUCAGCGAGCAGCUUUAAAACAGUGGUCCAGGGCACGAAAAAGGAGGGCUGCACCAUCCUCUUCAUGAUGCUGUACUUUUUCAGCAUGGCCAGCUCCAUUUGGUGGGUCAUUCUUUCGCUUACCUGGUUCCUGGCAGCAGGGAUGAAAUGGGGACACGAAGCGAUUGAAUCCAACUCUCAGUACUUCCAUCUAGCUGCCUGGGCUGUACCAGCUGUCAAGACUAUCACCAUCCUCGCCCUGGGCCAGAUAGACGGAGACAUGCUGAGCGGCGUGUGCUUUGUGGGGCUCAACACCCUCGACCCGCUGCGGGGUUUCGUCCUGGCGCCGCUUUUCGUCUACUUGUUCAUGGGGACCUCGUUCCUGCUGGCUGGGUUUGUCUCCCUGUUCCGAAUCCGGACGAUCAUGAAGCACGACGGUACCAAGACCGAGAAGCUGGAAAGGCUAAUGGUGCGAAUCGGGGUGUUCAGCGUCCUGUACACAGUGCCGGCCACCAUCGUCAUCGCAUGUUACUUCUACGAGCAGGCUUUUCGGGAAAACUGGGAGAAAAGCUGGAUCAACCGGAACUGCAAGAGCCUGGCCAUCCCGUGCCCGAGUCAGUACACCCCACGGAUGAGCCCGGAUUUCACCGUGUAUAUGAUUAAAUACCUGAUGACUCUCAUUGUGGGCAUCACCUCGGGGUUUUGGAUCUGGUCCGGCAAGACCUUGCAGUCGUGGCGCAAGUUUUAUACCAGACUAACCAACAGCAAACAAGGCGAGACAAUGGUUUAAUGUAACCAGGUACACCGUUACACGGCCCCCAGCUCCCCCCGUUGAAUCCCCGCUGCAGUGGCUACUGGACUGGCGACAUACCGGAGCGCUCGCUAGUGGUGCUGUAUGCUGCAAAGCAGAGACUGUAGGGUGGAAACGGAGGAUAUUACAGCAAUGUGCUACAUAUUACCGGAGCUGUUUAUUAAGACACUGUUUAAAAAUAAGGAGAGGCUGUUUAAUAUUGCAUUUGGAUGAGCCCAGAACAAGCACUCGUAACCAAUAUUAAGAGACGGGCCAUCUAUGAAGAAUUUCACAAGGGGAGACUUUUUUUUUUUUUUUUUCUUACAGAGGGUUAUAAACGUCUUAUGGUGCAUUUAAAAAAUGAACUGUAAAAAAAAAAAGUUAAUUAUAUAUUUGUAUUUAAAGAGGGUUUUAUUUUCUUGUUGGAGCCUUUAGAGUGUUUGAAAACGGUUUUUCUAUACGGUGACACAACAGCCAGUCGAACUUGCCCUGAAAGCCAGAUCUGUACUCCUUUCCUGUGAUGUAUCAGGUUAAGGAACUAAAUAAAAUCAUACUGUGAGCCGAUAUAACAAGGGCCCUGUUUGGAGACUCAAAAAAAAGUCUUAAAAGUCUCAGAAUAUCUUUUAUUAUUUCUCAACUAAGUAAAGGAGAGAGAGAGAGAGAGAGAGAGAGAGAGAGAGAGAGAGAGAGAGAGAGAGAGAGAGAAAGCACACUAACAAAAUUGGAGGCACAAGAAGAUACCAUUUGAAUGUUUUUUUUUAAACAUGUGAAAGACGAACCAAGGAACUAAAUACACAAAGGACUGUGUUCAAAUUUG